Betta splendens (Siamese fighting fish) is the source of this 2193-nucleotide messenger RNA. RefSeq names its product vomeronasal type-2 receptor 26-like. The coding region runs from base 713 to 1528 and encodes 271 amino acids. NCBI's taxonomy places the organism in Eukaryota, Metazoa, Chordata, Actinopteri, Anabantiformes, Osphronemidae. Gene Ontology annotation, cellular component: membrane. The transcript has a single exon. The record is from RefSeq and is a predicted model, not a curated record. Gene Ontology annotation, biological process: G protein-coupled receptor signaling pathway. Gene Ontology annotation, molecular function: G protein-coupled receptor activity.
CAAUAACAAUCCAAGCUUUGAUUUUAUUUUUUAUGAGAAUGAUAUAUCAUAUGUUGAAUAUUUUUUUGUGUAGGAAAUUAUAUGAUUGUUGAAUGAAUCAAUCAAAAAGUAGAUUUCAUAAACAAAAACUAGCAUUAAAUGAUUCAAGACUCUACAGUAUGUGGUUGUGGGGUGACCUUUGCAAUGAGGAGGAUUUGUUUUUAUGGAGAUGGGGAUGAAUUAAAUUGGAUCAGAUAUAAUUAAUUAAAAUAAGAUAAACUUUAUUUAUCCCACAGAGGGGAAUGCAAAUGCACCAAAAUUACACUCAGCUAGGAACUGUUUCAGUAGAAGGGCUGGAGUAAAAAGGUAACUCAACCAUCAGGGGUCACCACAGCGAAUGAUUCGAAAAUAUGAAAUAUGAUUCUAGAGAAAAAACGGCAAGAUUGUAUAAUUAACAUUUUAUUUCACAUAAAUUAUAUCAUAAAUAAAAAAUUUGAAACUUGUGAUUAAAACAAUUAUGAUCUUGUUGGAGAACAAUACCGUCCUUCGUGUAGCAUCUGUUUCAGGAUAGUUUCCGAAAAAAAUAUUAAAACUAAAACACAACCAAACGAAACACCUUUAUUCUUUCUUGUCAGAUUCCAUCGUCUGUGUUCAAUGUCCACCUGAAUUCUGGUCAAAUGACAGAAGAGACGCAUGUAUAAAGAAGGAGGCAGAGUUUCUAUCCUAUGAAGAAAUGAUGGGAGCACUGCUCACUGCAGCAUCUUUAUGUGGAACAUGCAUGACUGCUGUUGUAGCUUUCAUUUUCUUUACAUACAGGAAAACUCCUAUUGUCAGGGCCAACAACUCUGAGCUGAGCUUCCUGCUGCUCUUCUCCCUGACUCUGUGCUUCCUGUGUUCUCUGACCUUCAUGGGUCGACCCUCUGAGUGGUCCUGCAUGCUGAGACACACGGCAUUCGGCAUCACCUUUGUCCUCUGUAUGUCCUGUGUUCUGGGCAAAACUGUGGUGGUGUUAAUGGCCUUCAGAGCUUCACUUCCAGGCAGUAAUGUGAUGAAAUGGUUUGGGCCAACACAGCAGAGACUCAGUGUUCUGGUUUUCACUCUCAUACAGGUUGUGAUUUGUGUCCUGUGGUUAACGAUUUCUCCUCCUUUUCCAUUUAAGAAUUUUAAGAAAAUCAAAGACAGAAUCAUCUUAGAAUGUGCUCUGGGCUCAGCUCUAGGAUUCUGGGCUGUCCUUGGCUACAUAGGUUUUCUGGCUCUGCUCUGUUUCGUUCUUGCUUUUCUGGCUCGGAAACUGCCUGAUAACUUUAAUGAGGCCAAGUUUAUCACCUUUAGCAUGUUGAUAUUCUGUGCAGUGUGGCUCACUUUUAUUCCAGCUUAUGUCAGCUCUCCUGGAAGGUUUAGUGUUGCUGUGGAGAUAUUUGCUAUUCUGGCCUCUAGUUUUGGACUAUUGGACUGUAUUUUUGUUCCUAAAUGCUACAUUAUCUUACUGAAACCAGAGAAGAACACAAAAAAAUAUAUAAUGGGGAGAGAAGCCCAGAAGACGCUGUAAAAACUUACACACAUUUACAAAUAUGCACAUACACACACUGCACAUAUACACAUACAGUACUGUAUAUGUAAAGUCUAUGUGCAGUGAGUGUGUGUGGUUUAUUGCAUAAGUAUACAUAUUGUACUUAUGUUGCACUUCGGCAAUAUCCUACCACUGUAUUUAAUCUGUGAUAUAAAAUGUGGAUUUGGCAUAGUACAAAUGUGUUGUCAAAUGUGUGUCAGAAGACAGAAAUCGGUUCAUGCGAUGGGUCCAGAGCUACUGCUCAGCUAUAUUGUAGAACCUAUUAGUAAUCCUGCGUCUAUGGAGUGAUCAUCAUUUCCCAUUUGUUUAAAAAGCUGAGCUGUCAAAGGACCAUAGUAAAACAGUACAGAUUAGAGGCUUGAAUAUAGAAAUAUUAAGACUUUUAUUAGGUUUCACCUAAAGUACAGAAUUGCGUUUCAGGAUAAAGAACAACAAUAAAAUCAGAUGGAUGAAGAUGGGUAGGAGAAAAUAACGCUGAUUACUGUAGUGUUACUGUUUUUAUGGUUUUGUAUAACUGCUGCAUUUUUGGAUGUAAAAAAAUAAUUACAAAAACACACAAUAAAUUCAAAAAUGCAAUUCAACUUUACUUUCUAAAGUGGAUGAUUGUUUGGACAUUUUAAUGACGCAUUGUCAGGACUCGCCAU